AUGGCCCUGUUCAGCUCGGGUGUACCGCUGCAAGGAGGAGGGGUGGGCCUGCAGAUUCUCCUGGCCGCCAGCUCAUCGUCGAUCGUCAUCCGAGCUGCCAAUCUGGUGGUGGGCGUGGGCUUUCCAGUCUUCCGCUCGUUCAAGGCCAUUGAGGAGGGCUCUCAGGCGGACCGCAACAGAUGCCUCGCGUACUGGUCGGCACAUCAAGCUGCUCCUGCUGCUCUGCCUGCAUGUGCACUGGCACCAGCUUACACUGCCCUCUUCCCAUCCCACGCCCCUUUCCCGCCUAGGCUGCCCUUCUAUCAGCACAUCAAGCUGCUCCUCUUGCUCUGGCUGUCACAUCAAGCUGCUCCUGCUGCUCUGGCUGCAGCUGCCCUCCACCUCCUCCUCCCGCCCAGCCACGGUAAUCAACCCCACUCCUCUCUCUCCUCUGUCCUCUCGCUUUUGAGGCGCCUCAAAACCGGCGGACACACGGCCAGCCGUCAGUGUGUACCUGCGCCGCGCCUCGCAGCUCUCAUGAGCAUGGAAGGCUCGAAUCAGCGAUCGCCUGAACUACAAGAGCCACGUGGGAGUCUCUUCCGUGUAGGAGCCACGUGGAUCCGCGCGGGAGGCACGGUCGUCACCGGGCCUGCCAUGCUGCCGAGCCUGCCAUGCUGCCGAGCCUCCCGUUGUGCGGUCGCCCGUCCUCGUCCUCCGUGCCUGAUGGUGGGGCCGUGGUGUCAUGACGUGACGUCAUCAUCAUCACAUGUACAGCUGCCGUCUGCAGCGCCAAGAAAGCAUGAACUGCCACGCUUCACGUGUGUUGAUCUCUGCAGUGUGGGUAGCAGUACCCACGCGUGA
Closterium sp. Naga37s-1 is the source of this 840-nucleotide messenger RNA. The record is from the annotation of a GenBank genome assembly. NCBI's taxonomy places the organism in Eukaryota, Viridiplantae, Streptophyta, Zygnematophyceae, Desmidiales, Closteriaceae.